Molecule: messenger RNA, 6009 nt
Organism: Drosophila arizonae
Lineage: Eukaryota; Metazoa; Arthropoda; Insecta; Diptera; Drosophilidae
Source: RefSeq, a predicted model, not a curated record
CAAUCAGAUCCCCAACAAUAACCACGUCAACAACAACAACAACAACACUCACGCCCACAACAACAACAACAAUAAUCACAUCGAUAACAGCUACAACAUCUACGGCAGCUUUAACGACAAUGAUUCAUCGAUUCGUAUCAUGGACAUUGGAGCGCCGGCGUCAGCUUGUUCACGACCCGAGGGACGCAACGAUCAGCGCUAUGAGUGCAACCUGUGCGACUUCCAUACGAGCAGCAUGAACGUUCUGCUCAUCCAUAGACGCACCCACUUGGACCUCAGCCGCUUGAGCACCGUGUCAACGGGGAUGCCAGGCAGUGGAGGUGCCAACAAUUGCCUGUCCAACAAGUCGCGUGCGUCCCGCAGGGCCAACACAUCGAUCUCCCGCGAGCUGGCGACCUACUCGUCGCUGUGGCGCUGCCAGUCGCGACACGUCUCCAUUGUGGUGGAUGCGCCGCUCAAUGACGAGGAGCAGAGGCAGGUGGCGAGCAUUGCCCAGCUGACGCUGGCGAGCAUUGAGCGCGUGGUCAAGUCGCCCAUACCCCCCGAAUCGCCGUUGAGCGAGUGCUCCAGUCCGGCGGUGCGCCGCAACACGCAGAUUAGCUCGAGGGAUCCGAGGCGCAAACGUUGCCAUCAGCUGCGUGCCACGAUGCCAGUGCCGCCGCCGCUGACGCCGCCGUCGCCCGCAACGCCGGCGAAACAGAGAAGACUAACGCGUUCCUGUACCCGGCAGCAGGAGACCAGCUCCACCGCCAGUGCGGAGCGUGAGAGGGCCAGGGCAGAACGGGCAGAGCGAUUGGGCAGGAGGCGGGGACUUAGUGCUGCAAGGGAAGCAGCCACAGCGACAUACGAUGAUCCCAAUGCCGACGAAAGAGAUGCGAGUACAGCCAGAGGAAGAGAACGAGAAAGGAAAGUCCUGGAGAAAACACCAACUUCCAGAAGAUCCGCCUCUUCCUCAGUCACCUUUGCGCUUCCCCGAGAACGCGCACAGCAGACUGGUGAGAGGAACUGCACAAUUACCAGUGCCUCCAUGAUGUCCACGCCAACAUCACCGUCGCCAUUCGCACUGGCCUUGCCCAGUCGAGCGACCCAAACAGUGAAUCCCAGUCCGGAGACGGCGCCCACAUCGAAGGCAAAGUCCACGUCAAGGCCGGCAGGCAGACCGAGUGGAGGCGUGUCGGCCGCGGAAGCGGCUGCGAAACGGGGACGCAAGCGCAAGCGAAGGGAUGAGGAGGACGAGGAUGAGUAUGAGGACGAGCAGGCAACAGCUUCCGAGAGAGAGCAGAAGGCGAAAGCUGGGACACUGCAGGAGACAGAACAGAUGAAGAAGGAGCAGGAGGAGCAACAGCAGUGCAACGACACUCCAAAUCAGAUCGUGAAUGAUUCACGUGAGCUGCACCUGAGAUUGCUCGCAGAAUGGGGAGAUUACGAGCAGGAGGAACCGGAUCUGGAACAGGAACAGCGAAUCGAGCAGGGGCAGCAGCUGCAGCAGGAGCUGCGACAGCAGGAGCCAGACGACGAAGCCGACGACGAAGCCGACGGCGACGGCGACGGCGACGGCGACGCCGACGCUGACGCUGAUGCCGAAGCAAGUCCUGCCACAAAUGAUGCACUAUGCAAUGAUGUAUCCUUGAAUGCCGUAGCCUCCUGUUCAUCGAGCUCGUCGUCAUCCAAACGCAUACGCAACAUACCAAAGAAGGAUCGUCGAGAUGUGGUGCUGCAGGAGUUCGAUGCUAGCGCCGAGAGCAACUGCGUGCAGGAGGAGCCGAUCCUAAUUCAAGAUAGCGAUGCUAGCUCCAAUGAGAGCGUUGUCUUUAUCGAUGCUGCCGAGCCGCAGCGCUCGAUGAGAGCAUCAGCACUAAAUCCGAACCCGAAUCCGAAUCCGAGUGCCGUCUCCUGCUUUGACUUUGACGAGGAAGACGAGCACCUCGAGCCGGCUGCCAUUCAACCGAAUGCACCCAUCGCUGAGAGAAAUGGAAAUGGUCUAAGCUAUAGACGGCACACCAAGCCCUCGGCUCCAGCUCCUGCCCAGACGGCAACAGCCACAGCUACGGCUCCUCUGUCCAAUGGCGGCGAGGAGCCGAACUCUAGAGAGCAAUCUCUGGCCAAAUCCAACGAAGAUCUUUUCAAGUCUUUCAAUGAGCACCAGCGCAAGCAGCUGCAGCAGCAGCAGCAGGAGUUGGAACACGAGCAAGACUUGGAGACCGGAGGAGGCAGUGUGGAUGCAGAGGCAGAGCAGUCAAAUCUGCCCAUCAAGGAGCGACAGAAACGCAUUUUCAAGUCGCGCAACAAGCAGCGCGAGGAGCAGGAACAACAAAAGCAGCAACAGCAGGAGCGGGAGGAAGAUGAGGACGAGACGAGUCAGCAAGAAGUUUCGCUGGCGCUGGAACAAGAGGAAGAGGAGGAGGAGCAGCAGGUAGUGACGUCGCCUCUACCCACAUUAUCCAAUGGCUCCAGUUCUGAACUGAAGACUGAUAAGCGACGCCAAAGCAAUCCAAACAAUUGCGCUGCCAAAACCCAGUCGCAAUCCCAAAUCAUGUCCAGCUACAGCCUGGCUCAAACUCCGCCCACGCCGACACCCACAGCCGAAGAGCUGAGCAACUCGUCGCCUGUGCCAAGCCAAAUGCAAGCGCAAGAAACGCAACUGCAAUUCCAGACGCAAAUGCCGUUUGCUUCCCAAGCGCAGUUCCCCAUUCAGUCGCAGUUCAGCGGCCUAGCCUCGCCAGCACUGAGCCAUAUCCACAUCCACAUGAGCUCCAACAGCAACAGCUCCUCGCAUUCGGCGAGCAACAGCAACAGCAACAGUAACAGCAGCUCCAUUCUUUCCAAUAUGGCGGUCAUCUCGGCGGAGGAGGCGUGCGAGCUGCAGCGCUCGGCUCCUGCCCUGGUCGAGGAGUCCACCACGGCCACAGAGUCGAGCGGUGUGCUCAUCCUGGAGGACAUAUUGCUGCCCAAUCUCUAUGAGAUACGCCCCAAUUCGGAGAACAGCAAUAUGAGCAGUGCGCGGGUUCGCAGUCGUGCGAGCAGAGCCAGCCGAACCAGCAAGAACAGUAAAAUCAGUAAAACCAGCAAAGCCAGCAAAGCCAGCAAAAACAGUAAGCGGGGAAGCCGUGGAAGCGGCAGGAGUACCAGCGGCAGUGGCAGUGGCAGUGGCAGUGGCAGUGGAAGCGGCAGUGGCAGCAGUAGUAGCAGCGGCAGCGGCAGCAGUGGCAGCGGUAGCAGCAGCACCGGCAGCGGCAGAAGCAGCAGCAGCAGCAGCGGACGCAGCCAGCUGAAGCGGCCGGUGAGAGCAGAGGGGGCCGAGCGUCGAGAUGCAAAGAGUCGAAAGGAGAGACAAAAGCAGGAGCAGCAUCACAACAAACAGAAGCCACAGAAGGCGGAGCAGCAGACGCCGGCAGGGCAUUCAAAAGACAAGAGAGAAAGGCAAGCGAAGAAAGCAAAGCACUCGAAGAAAGAAGACAAGAAACACACACAGAAACAGCCGAUACCUUCCACAUCGGCGGCAGCUCAACGCGCACAUGCCGAAAUACGUGAAUCCCCGCGAGCUGGCUCGCCUUCAUCGCCAAAUCGCUGGUCACCGACGUCGUACCCGGUCGGUCGACGCUUUGAAGUGCAGCUGAAGGAGCGUGAGCGGGAGAUGCUGCUUAAGUACGAGGCGGACAUAACUAGCGGACGCAGGGCGGAGAUCAAUCGCAUUGCCCGGGAGCGCUGGGCUCGCGCCCGCUGUCAGCACAAACCGGAUGCCGAGGAAAAGUUGCUGCUCAUGCGGCUGAAGGAGCAGCGCAAUUUCCGGCUCAAUCGCCGAGCGAUUAGCGUGCACCCAACGGCCAUACGAAGAGAGAACAUAAGCCGCCCACAGAAGAGCCCAUCCUGUCAAGCGUUUACCACGCUGAGCGAGCAGGAUCUGCAGCUUUCCAGGCGGCAGCUGCAGCGUCUGCGCGAAGCUCAAGCUAGAAGAAAGCGACGAGGUAGCGGCUCGCAAACUGCAGUGGAAACUAGAAGAAGGAGGCAAGAACAGGAGGUCGAGAAGGAGAAGGAAAAGGAAAAGAAGGAGAAAGAAAAAGAGAAGGAGGAUAACCGGAAAGAGGAGCAGGAUCAAUUGGAUCUGGACCUUGAACUGGAACUGCAAUUGAGUCCGGUAUCAGAUGAGGCGCUAGAAGAGGAACAGGAAACGGUGGCAGAACAACAACCGCAGGAUCAGCUACACGGACAGGAGCAAAUGCAGCUGGAGGAAGAGCAGGAGCAACUGCAGCUAGAGGAAGAGCAUGAGCAGCUGCAGCUAGAGGAAGAGCAUGAGCAGCUAGAGGAAGAGCAUGAGCAGCAGCAACAACUGGAGGAACAACAGGAGCAGCUGCAACUGGAAGAACAGCAGGAGCCGCUGCAGCUCGAGGGACUGCAGGAGCAACUGCAGCUGGAGGAAGAACAGGAACUACUGCAGCUGGAGGAACAGCAGGAGCAGCUGCAUCUGGAGGAACAUCAGGAGCAGUUGCUGCAAGAACAGCAUGAGCAUCAGCUGCAAGGACAGAAGGAACAGCCCCUACACGGACAGCAACAAGAGGGGCAGGAGCAGCAGAGGCAACAGUCGCAGAGAAUCGAUGAUCCACUGGAUGAUCAGCCGUCAUCGUCACGAGCAGUAAACCGUCCGUCGCCAAGUGGCAACAAUUCCGAUGCAGAUGAGUCGAAGGAAACCACCCAAGAGAUAGCAGCAGAUUCACGGAUUUGUGCUGUGAUGACUCGUCCCAUUCCUGGCUACAGCAACACCUUCAUGCUCUGCUCCCUCAGCAACAACAACAACUUCACCCCUUUGAACAACGAGGCACUAUAUUUGGAUAGCGAGAAUCAUUUGGUGCCGGUGCCUUUGGAGGCGCUAACCGAGACACCACAGCUACCCGAAGGGAAUCCGUUGUCUGCGGUCUUUCUGCUGGAUGGUGAGGCCAUAGCGCAGGUGGUGCAGGGUGAGCAAUGUGAGAACCCGGAAGCAGAAGAAGGGCAAGUGGGAGAAGGAGUAGUGGAAGGAGGGGAUGUGAUGCCAGGUGCUAUACUGGGCAUGAUGUCGCCUUCAAAUCAAUUAGUCGACGGCCACGACGACGAAGAGGAGGAGCCGGAAACAGCUGAUGAUCUGGUGGCAACUGAUGAAGCCGAGGAUCCAUCGGCAUCCGAGGAAAUGUAUCAGCUUCAGUCGAAUGUGCUCCAACUGAAUGUCGGUGGCCACCAGCUGGAGAUAUCAACCGAGGUGCUAAUGAAUAUAGCCGAGCAACAGGAUGACAUCAUCAUUGAGAUCGACGGCGGCGGGCAGGCUCUGUUGCCUGCCGCCGAAAUACUGCAGGCGGCCAAGAACUAUUUGCACGAGCGAGACUUACAGCUGGUCAAUCUGGAGGACUUGACCUUGCACCAGUGCAACAACGGAGCUGGCUCUGGCUCUGUGCCUCUGAUAGUCCCCGAUUUGUUGGCUGCAGCGCUGUCCGGCAACAGUGUGGACGUUCUACACAUUGAGACUCAAUCGGCGGCUGCAGCGGCAGCAUCUGCAGGCACGGCACCAGCACAGCUACCAACACUGACACCAGCGGCAGCUGGAGCUGGAACUGAGGAGGAUGUGGUUGGCUUUAUGGCACACACGUUGCCGGUCAGUGCCUCCCACUUGACGCCGCCGAUUACAGCCCGCACGAACGAGACAAAUGCGCUGCUGGAUCAGACGCCCAUCAUGUCCGCCUUGGAGCAACCAAGCACCAGCGCCUCUGCCGCCCUUCAACUGCGCGCCGGCAGCAGCAGCUCAUCGGCCUCGCCUCUGUCCCUGGAUUCCAUUGGUGGCAAUCUGGACGAUAGCCUGGCCGUAAUUGGUGUGACCAAUGGCAGCGGCAGCGGAGUGCCCACAUCCUUGGAGCUGCCCAUAACCGUCACCAAUCCGGCGAUUGCGCCCCGUUCCACAACUGCUGAUAUGACGAAAUUUGUGCCGUUCCAGUAGCUGUUGCAGUUGGAUGAAUUGUCCGAUGGCUGGGAUAGCCUGGACUCGGA